AUGGAGUCAUGUCCAAGUACACCACAACCGACUCUCAGCCAUGAAUUGCGAGCUUUAAUCAAUCAAAGGAAUAUAUUGACUGCAAAGUCAAAGUCCAAAGUACUCAAUGCUCUUGACAAGCAAAUUGAAGAGAACAGAAAGAAGCAGCAGUUGGAUUUAAGGAACAAAGUCAUAGAAGAAAUAUUUACGUCAGAAGUAUCUUACUUGAGUCAGCUAGAAGUUAUUAAGAAGUAUUUCAAAGAGCCGUUAGAAUCAUCAGACUUGAUCUCCGGCCCCACAAAACGAACUCUAUUUGGAAACAUUGAGUCCAUAUACCAAGUCAAUGGGGAACUCGUAAACCAACUCAAAACAAGAGGAACCAAUGUUGCUGCAGCGUUCCUGCAUUUGGCUCCAUUUUUCAAAAUAUAUUCUAUGUAUGCUUACAACUACAAAAGUGCCAUACGUUUACUAGAGGACCUGCCGACACACAACCCUAGACUAGGAGAGUGGAUAAGAAGCCAGGAAAGACGACCUGAGGUGGGGAACAAGUUGAGUGCUCUGCUGAUAACACCUAUACAGAGACUUCCGAGGUACAGACUUCUGCUGAGACAACUGUUGAGUCUGACACCAGAUAGUCAUCCUCACAGGACCACACUUGUGGAGGCAGUGAAAGAGGUAGAAAAUGCUACGUCACACAUUAACAACCUAGUUUUUGAGCAAGAAACACACUCAAGACUACUGACACUUCAAAAUUGUUUGCUCCGCUCGAAACCUUGUAUUGUUGGGCCUAACAAGAAACUGUUAAAGGAAGGAAUACUUAUGAAGAUGAGUGCUAAUGGCCAGAAGGCGCAGAAACGUUACUUCAUCUUGCUUAGCGACAGUGUUGUGUACUGCAAGCUACUCGCCAAAGAGGAAGGAAUGCCUCACGAGAGCGGGUCGCUACAAUCCUGUUGUGUGCUGCCCAUUGGCAAAUGCAGCGUCGAGAACGUUCUCGGUCAAGGUGUGUUCAACUUGACUUGCCGCAGCGAGACCUACAUUCUGUUCUCGGAACACCGCGAGGACGCCUCAGAUUGGGUUACGGCCAUCAGAGAUGCGAUAGCACAGCAUCACGAGAAUUUGCAAACUCUCAGAAAGAAAAGUAGUUCUCGUCACACCCUACAAAUGACCAGGAAAAGAAAAUUGCUAAAAGAAAAUAACAAUCCAAACAACGGAGAGAGUCCUAUGAAAAAAAUGAAAUCACACACAAGCAGUCAAGAUGAAGACAAAAUGAAACAACAUUGUGACGGGAAGGAAAAUCCUCAGGCUUGUCAGGAAACAGUUCAGAAGAACAACUAUUUGCAGUCAAUCAAAUCGUUAUUUAUGACUUUUGGAGAAACUGUCAGAACCUACAUGUUCCCUGGGCCGUCUUCUAGAUCGUCAAACGUUUAACAGAUCUGGAAAUCUUCAAACCUGUAGAAUUGUAUUAAUUGUACAACAUAUUUUAUGAUUUUGGUGCUUUAGACUGCGUUAUGUCUUGACUGUCCCACUUGUUAUUAAACUUAAGAGUUU
Messenger RNA from Macrosteles quadrilineatus (aster leafhopper), 1527 nucleotides. RefSeq names its product FYVE, RhoGEF and PH domain-containing protein 3-like. Gene Ontology annotation, biological process: intracellular signal transduction. Gene Ontology annotation, molecular function: guanyl-nucleotide exchange factor activity. Gene Ontology annotation, cellular component: cytoplasm. The coding region runs from base 1 to 1407 and encodes 468 amino acids. NCBI's taxonomy places the organism in Eukaryota, Metazoa, Arthropoda, Insecta, Hemiptera, Cicadellidae. The transcript is spliced from 10 exons. The record is from RefSeq and is a predicted model, not a curated record.